Molecule: messenger RNA, 936 nt
Organism: Bombus pascuorum
Lineage: Eukaryota; Metazoa; Arthropoda; Insecta; Hymenoptera; Apidae
Product: protein FAM162B
Exons: 4
Coding region: 76-543 (155 amino acids)
Source: RefSeq, a predicted model, not a curated record
CUGUGCUUUAAGUUAGUAGUACCUAAGCGAUUAAUAGGAAGGAUUAGUCAGCUCAUGAACAUAAAUCGUUAAAAAAUGUUCUGUACAAGAUUGAUCAGGCAAUUCAAAUUAUUAAGAAUAAGACAAUUACAUUCGACUUUUGUAAGAAAUGAAAAUAAAUCCGUUAGUGAGAAAUCUAAAACUACUGAAACAUCACAAUCUACGGAUCAGAAGGAACCAGUUGAUUUUGUAACAGGGCCACCUAUGGUUGCUCUAUCUAAUAUGGAUAAAAGAAUAUUAGUUUGGGUCAAACGGUAUCCUAGUCUGGAUCAAGUUCCAGAUUAUGUCUCCUAUCAAUGUAUCCAGCAUGCACAUACUAAGGCAAGAAUUCGUAUAUGCUUUGUUAUGAUGUUUCUUGCAAUAAUUAUUUGUCUCUCAGCUGUAAUGAUUGGAAAAAGAGAUGUUGCAGCUGGAAAAAAUAUAGCAACAGAAAGGAUGAAAUGGUAUAUGGAAGUAAAAGAAAAAGGUAGAAAAGAAGCAGCUGAUAAAGCUGAGAGAGAAUAAUAGUGUUUUACCUACCUUUAAUAAUAAAUAUACUUUAGUUAUAUAUGUAUAUAUAUAAAAAAGUAUUUUUUUUUUUUGUAGUAUUUAAAUUCAUGUUCGAAAUACUUUUUUGAUUUGCCCUUUUCUUUGUUACUAUUUUACUGUAUUAAUUAAUAUAAUUAUUGAUCUAUUGACCUAUGAAAUACUGCUUUGUAAUAUCAUUUGAGAUGUCUAAGUUAUAUAAAAUGAGCAUUGUAUAUUACUUUAAUAAUUCAAGAAAUAUAUUUUUGUAACGGAUAAAAAUGAGAUUAGUUUUAAAAUGUUGGUAAACUAAUACUCAAUACUCAGUGAUAAUGAUAGUAUGUGAUAAAGUAAACAUUGAUAAUAAACACUGAUAUAAUAAAUAAACAAGGU